Molecule: messenger RNA, 1750 nt
Organism: Tachysurus vachellii
Lineage: Eukaryota; Metazoa; Chordata; Actinopteri; Siluriformes; Bagridae
Product: endonuclease domain-containing 1 protein-like
Exons: 3
Coding region: 349-1284 (311 amino acids)
Molecular function (GO): nucleic acid binding; hydrolase activity; metal ion binding
Source: RefSeq, a predicted model, not a curated record
CCAGUCACGGAGGGGUUAACUACCAGUGUUGUGCCCAAGCUUGGAGAAAAUGGGAGGUUUCUGUCAUGAAGGGUGUCCUGAAGGUAAAGAUCUCUGCAUAAAGAUCUCCUCCUGUGAUCAUCUCACAUCUUCUACUGAACUCCAACAUCAAGUUCCAGCAGCUUGUGAUUUCUGCUCUCCUUCUCUCUCAGUCACUCAUCAAACUCUUCCUCAUCACACACUUCACACAUACUCAUCACACUUGUCACACACUCCAUCAUACACUUCUCACACACUCCUCAUAACACACUCCUGAUCACACACCCCUCACAUUCUUCCUCAUCACACACUCCUCCACCGUGUGUCAGGAUGAAGCUCCUCGCUCUGGUGCUCCUGCUCUCCUCUUUCUCCUCACUGACCGUGAUGGAGGUUGUCAAUUCUUUUAAUGAUGUAUGUAGUGACUUCUUCAUCAAGACAGAAAAUGACAUCAUCGUCCCCACUAUCUUCCCUGGAGAUCAGUAUAAGAUGAUUUGCCAGCGCUGGAAACACAAAUACAGGUUUGCCACCGUGUACGACACUAUGAGGAGGAUCCCUGUUUACUCGGCUUACACAUUCUCUGAUUUGAAAGUUAAGACUACCCACACAAAACAGUGGAAAUUUGAACCUCAGCUGGAUGAUACUGAAGGAUCGGAAGAGAUGAUUGAUUCCCCAAGAGAAGCAGGAACGAUAUUUAACCAGGCCGUGUACUCUGAUUAUAUAGGUACAGGGUAUACUAGAGGUCACGUGUUUCCAUGCCAGUUUGCUGCCGAUCAGGAUCAAACAGAUUCCACCUUCACUUUAACUAACGCAGCUCCACAAACAUCGGGCAGCAACCAAAAAUGGGCUGCGGAAGUGGAGAAAUCGAUGAUUACAGAAAUAUAUCAGAUGUGCAAACUCGACAAGGUGCAUAUUGUGACCGGGGUCGUCCCAGGGGAGGACUGGAUACCCAUAAAAAGAGACGGAAAAGAGUAUCAAGAAGGAAUUAACAUUCCCAGUCAUUUUUGGAGCGCUUACUAUUGCAGGAGUAAAACGGGUAAUGAUAAAUUCAUAGUGAGGGCCUACAUCACUAAACAGGAGAGCUUUAAUCUCAGACGCCCCAACAUUCACCACCUGAAUAUAGAGCUCACUAAACUGUAUAAUAAGAAGAUACGUUUUAAUGUGUUUCCAGGAUUAGACUUUAAAGAACGUAAAAAAAUAAAGCUGAUUAAAUCUUAUGCAGCAAAAAACAAUGAAAAUUUGGUAGUAUCAAAAAAUGAUUAUCUUUAAUUGUAGUAAUUUGAGACUUUUAUUUAUGUUUGCUUUCACACUCAGCCAGCGCACGUUACAGAGUGAGCUGUACAGGAAGUCGACAUCUGGAUUACUGACAAUAACAUAUCAGUUCUAGUGAGGAAGCUAGGCUAGUGCGUUAUUAUGGUUAGUUGUGUGUGUGUGUGUGUGUGUGUGUGUGUGUGUGUGUGUGUGUGUGUGUGUGUGUGUCUGUUAGAAUCAGCAACUUUCCUGUUAGAAACGUGUCAAAGCAUCGUAACAAUAUAUCACUUUGUUGAGCUUCUUUUUCUUUUUCUCUUUUGUGCAAAAUAACCUUAAAAAUAAUAAAACUCUGGUUAGUUUGAUUCUCUUGCAAUUAAAGCUUCUUAUAAACAAUAUGCAAAUAUUAUGUUAAACAAAUUAAGUACAUUAAUCUCUGUUAAUUCUCCUGCAGAUCUUUAAUAAAACUUCACUGUUUGCUGUGAAA